This is a messenger RNA of Lodderomyces margitis, 1119 nucleotides long. RefSeq names its product ubiquinol--cytochrome-c reductase subunit 2 (gene QCR2). Gene Ontology annotation, molecular function: metal ion binding. The transcript has a single exon. Gene Ontology annotation, cellular component: mitochondrion. Bases 1 to 1119 code for a protein of 372 amino acids. The record is from RefSeq and is a predicted model, not a curated record. NCBI's taxonomy places the organism in Eukaryota, Fungi, Ascomycota, Pichiomycetes, Serinales, Debaryomycetaceae.
AUGUUGUCCCGUACCGCCGUUCGUGCUUAUAGCUCUGUACCAAAUGGUAUCAAGAUUUCGACAAAGGAGUCUGUCAAUGGCUUGACCAAACUUCAUGUAGUUGUUACAAAUGCCGGUGCUAAAGACGGCAAAUUUGGUACAUCACACUUGUUGUCAAAGUUUGCGUUCUUGAAUAAUGGUGCCAAGUCAGCAUUGCGUUUUACCAGAGAAUCUGAAUUAUUGGGUGGUCAUUUCAAGGGUCAUGUCAAAAGAGAUGCAUUGGUAUUGAAGACUAAAUUUUUGAAACAAGACUUGCCAUACUAUGUUGAAGCUUUGGGUAAUGUACUUUCAAAUACCCAGUUCACCCCACACGAAUUUGAAGAAGUUGUUUUACCAUCUGCUCUUGCCGAGGCCCAAGCCGCUCACGCAAACUCACAUUUCACUGGAUUGGAAAAAUUACAUGAAAUUACAUUCAGAAGAGGUUUGGGUAACCCUUUAUAUUAUAACCCAUCUACUCCUAUUCAAGUCGAAGAGUUGGCUCAAUUUGCUCAAGACAAUUUCACUGGAGAAAACAUUCAAAUUGUGGCUCAAGGUGCUGAUGAAGGUGACUUGACCAAAUUCGUCGAAGAAUCCGCAUUUUCCUACUUGCCUAAAGGCUCCAAAUCACAAGCCGUCUCAACUGAAUUCCACAAAAACGCCGAAGCAAGAAUACCAGCUACUGGAAAAUCCACUGCUUUGAUUGGAUUCCCGGUUAAGCCAGCUGAUUACGGUAGAUACGAAGUUUUAUCAUCCGCCAUUGGUACUUCUACAUUGCCAACUUCUGUUGCUCCAUUGUUCAAGAUCCCAGGCGCCACCUCACAUUUGUACAAGUACAAAGAUGCUGGUUUGUUUGUAAUUUCAGUUUCAGGCAAAGCUAGUGAUGUCGCACAAGGUAUCAGACAAGCCAAGAAGGUUGCAGAAUCAGUUACUUCAAGUGAUUUGAGCAAAGCCGUUAAAUCUGCUGAAUUAUCCAUUGCUUUGCAAUCCAAGGUUGCUCACCCAUUAGAGUUUAAAGCCACUGCAGCUGAUGCGCCAGUUAAAGACUUUAAUUACGUUGCUGUUGGUGAUUUGGACGUCUUGCCAUUCGCUUCGGAGUUAUAG